Lycium ferocissimum is the source of this 1502-nucleotide messenger RNA. RefSeq names its product trans-resveratrol di-O-methyltransferase-like. The transcript has 2 exons. The record is from RefSeq and is a predicted model, not a curated record. Lineage: Eukaryota; Viridiplantae; Streptophyta; Magnoliopsida; Solanales; Solanaceae. Bases 9 to 1094 code for a protein of 361 amino acids. Gene Ontology annotation, molecular function: S-adenosylmethionine-dependent methyltransferase activity; O-methyltransferase activity; protein dimerization activity. Gene Ontology annotation, biological process: methylation.
AUCUCACAAUGGCAUCGGAUGAUAAUAUUGGAGAUGAAGCUAGAGAAGUACUGGCUGCUCAAGCACAUAUAUGGAACCAUACAUUCAACUACAUCAGCUCCAUGUCUCUCAAAUGUGCAAUUCAACUUGGAAUUCCAGAUAUCAUCCAUAGCCAUGGCCGACCAAUGAUGCUCUCCGAUUUGGUGAAUGCCCUCCCAAUCAACAAAGCCAAAGGGCAGGAAUGUAUUUACCGUCUCAUGAGUAUUCUAGUCCAUGGAGGCUUCUUUAUUCAAACCAAGAUUAACGAUGAAGAAGGUUAUUUACUUACUCCGACUUCACGUCUCCUCCUUAAAGACGAGCCUUUGAGUUUGGUCCCUUUUGUGCAAAUGCAAUUAGAUCCAAUUAUAAUGGAUUCAUCGCACUCACUCAGCGAAUGGUUCAAGAAUAGUGACUCGACUCCGUUCAAGACGGCUCAUGGCAAGCCGUUUUUCGAAUAUGCAGGGGUUGAAUCUAGGUUUAACCAUUUAUUUAAUGAAGCCAUGGCUAGUGAUGCCCGAUUGGUCAUGAGUGUGUUGAUUAAAAAUGGUAAGGGAGUUUUUGAAGGAUUGAACUCAUUGGUGGACGUUGGAGGCGGCACUGGAACCGUCGCUAAAGCUAUUGCUCACGCAUUUCCUGAAAUAGCCUGCAUUGUUUUCGAUCUGCCCCAUGUAAUUGAAGGAUGUGAAGGGAGCAAGAACCUGAGCUAUGUCGCAGGAGACAUGUUUAACUCCAUUCCUUCUGCCGAUGCAAUUUUACUAAAGUGGAUAUUACAUGACUGGAGCGACGAAGAUUGUAUCAAAAUAUUGAAGAAAUGUAAAGAAGCAAUUCCAAGUAAGGAGAAUGGAGGAAGGCUAAUCAUCAUUGACAUGGUAUUGAUGGAUCAUAACCUACAGAAAGGAGACCACAAGUCAUACGAGCUGACCCAACUUUCCAUCGACAUGCUCAUGAUGGCUGUCGCUUCCGGAAAAGAAAGAAGUCAAGAAGAUUGGGCAAAACUCUUCUCUGAUGCCGGCUUUAGCGACUAUAAGAUAAUUCCUAUAUUGGGGUUGAGAUCUAUUAUUGAGGUUUAUCCUUAAAUCUACUCAAGUUCAAAAUACAAUGGAAGACCGGGAAGAUAUAUAAGUUGUCCCAAGUCAUUUCUCUCGAUGCCUCCUUAUAAGUUGUCCCAAGUCUUAACUAUUAAUGGCAAAACAGCAAACGGCGCUGCAGAGCCAAAUUCUGAUAUGAUUAUGCACUGCCAUAAACUGGCCAACUAGUAAACAAAUUGAAGCUAGCUUCUGUGCUUCAAAUAAAGCUCUGGUAUGAUAUUUUAGGAUGUCCGACAAGUAAAUUGGCCGAGACUUUCCAAUUUGUCAAAAUCUCGUUUUUUACUGUUUUUCUUGUCUUCUGCUGUAGCCUGUAAUUCUCGCCCUUAACAGAUCUAGGGUCCAUUUAGUCUGAUAGUCUCUGAGACAACAAAUUAAUUAAAGAGAAAAUUGAAUUCA